This is a messenger RNA of Agelaius phoeniceus (red-winged blackbird), 1164 nucleotides long. The record is from RefSeq and is a predicted model, not a curated record. NCBI's taxonomy places the organism in Eukaryota, Metazoa, Chordata, Aves, Passeriformes, Icteridae.
ACUCAUUCAGCCCUCGCGGCGCCGGGGGAUCCCCGCAGGAGCGGCGCGCCCGGGACGGAGCUGGCUCCGCUGCUGGCUGGCGUCACCCGCACGCCUCCCACCUGCCCCCGGCGCCGCUGACCCCGCCACCCGUACCCCCACUUAGGCUCCUCUUUUCCUCUCUGCUGGGAUGAACUCCCUAAGGAAUGCCAUUUCCAGCAGCCUGGUCUGCUGGAAAAAGGAGGAGAGGAAGAGGAAAUGUGGUGCCAGAGCUGUGUCCUGUCAGGUUGUGUUUCCCCCUGGAGACAGAGAUCUGAAUCUCUGGGCCGAGGUGGAAUUGAGGUGAGAAUAGUGGGACUGCGUGAUGCUGACCGACUUGCCAUUCUUCAAGGAUGUCCAGGGAUCCCAGGUGUCUCUGGCCCAAAAGGAGAAGCAGGUCUCCCAGGAACAAAAGGAGAAAUGGGAGACCAGGGAUUCCCCGGGAAAGCAGGACCACCUGGUGCAAAAGGAGCAGCUGGAGAGCCUGGCUUCCCAGGACUGAAAGAACCGGGGAACUGCCAAGAACUGUUGGCCAAAGGGAAGAUUUUGAGUGGCUGGUACACAAUCUACCCCCAAGACUGCAAUGCCACCACUGUCUUCUGUGACAUGGACACGGAUGGUGGGGGAUGGAUUGUUUUUCAGAGGCGCUGGGAUGGGUCAGUGAACUUCUUGCGAGAUUGGGAUUCAUACAAACGAGGCUUUGGCAACCAGCUGACGGAGUUCUGGAUGGGGAAUGAGAACAUCCACUUCCUCACCUCUCUGGGACCCUGUGAACUCCGUGUUGACCUCAGAGACUUUGAGAACAACUACUAUUUUGCCAAGUAUGCUUCAUUCAGAGUUUUAGGAGAGUCAGAGAAAUACAGGCUGAUUCUAGGAGACUUCCUUGGUGGAAACGCUGGGGACUCUUUAUCGUACCACAGGGACAUGCCAUUUUCAACAACAGAUCACGACAAUGACAUGAGUUCCUUUAACUGUGCCACAGAAUAUAAGGGAGCGUGGUGGUACAAUGACUGCCAUUACUCCAACCUGAAUGGGAUGUACUGGAUGGGUGCGCAUGGGAGCUAUGCUGAUGGCAUCAACUGGAAGACAGGCAAAGAAUACCACUACUCCUAUAAGCAAACGGAAAUGAAGUUCAGGCCAGUUUAA